This is a messenger RNA of Trichoderma citrinoviride, 1149 nucleotides long. RefSeq names its product GroES-like protein. The transcript is spliced from 2 exons. The coding region runs from base 1 to 1149 and encodes 382 amino acids. Gene Ontology annotation, molecular function: alcohol dehydrogenase (NADP+) activity; zinc ion binding. Gene Ontology annotation, biological process: alcohol metabolic process. Lineage: Eukaryota; Fungi; Ascomycota; Sordariomycetes; Hypocreales; Hypocreaceae. The record is from RefSeq and is a predicted model, not a curated record.
AUGGCUUCUUCCGAAGAACCCAAGUUCGAGGGCUGGGUCGCCCUGGACAAGGACUCGGCCGAGGGCAAGAUGGUCUGGCAGAGCUACGACGUGAAGCCGUGGGAGGAGACAGACAUUGACAUUAAAAUCUCACACUGCGGCAUCUGCGGCACGGACCUGCACAAGCUUCGAUCCGGCUGGGGCCCAACCGCAUACCCCGUCGUCGUCGGCCACGAAAUCGUCGGCACCGCCGUCCGCGUGGGCUCCGUCGCCGCCCAGCAGACGGGCAUCAAGGUCGGCGACCGCGUCGGCGUCGGCGCGCAGAACGACUCGUGCCAGUGCCGCAAGCCCCCGGAGACGGUCGAGGACCACUCCGACUGCGAGGCCUGCGCCUCGGGCAACGAGGUCUACUGCCCGCGCAUGGUGACCACGUACGGCGCGCAGUACCUCACCAGGGCCGGCGGCAAGAGCAUGGGCGGCUACGCGCGCUUCCACCGCUGCCCGGCCAAGUUCGCCUUCAAGAUCCCCGACGGCCUGCCGAGCGAGCACGCGGCGCCGAUGAUGUGCGCGGGCGUGACGGUGUUCUCGCCGCUGGCGCACUUUGGGAACAGGGGCGAGGGCCCGCUAGACCAGAGGCUCAGGGGCAUGUCCGUGGGCGUGCUGGGCGUCGGCGGCCUGGGCCACUUUGGCAUUCUCUUUGCAAAGGCCAUGGGCGCGGAGCGCAUCGUGGCCGUCUCGCGCCGCGCCAACAAGCGCGACGACGCCCUGGCCCUGGGCGCGGACGACUACAUCGCCACGGCCGAGGACGAGGACUGGGCCAAGAGGCACGCCCGCUCGCUCGACCUCAUCAUCUGCUCCAUCUCGAGCUCCAACAUGCCGCUGACGGAGUACAUUGGCCUGCUGAAGCGCGACGGCGUCUUCGUCCAGCUGGGCCUGCCCGACGACGGCCAGUUCAAGAUUGGGGCCGCCACCAUCUGCUCGGGCCGCCGGAGCUUGACGGGCAGCUUCAUGGGGUCGCCGCAUGAGAUCCGCGAGAUGCUGCAGCUUGCGGCGGACAAGGGGAUCAAGCCGUGGGUGGAGCAGUGGCCGAUGAGCGAGGCGAACCGGGCCAUUGUUGAUAUGGAUGCGGGCAAGGCAAAGUAUCGGUACGUCUUGGUGAAUAACGAUUAG